CCGUGACCUUUCGGUAUUUUCCGGCGUUCUCCGUCUCCGACUCGUUCAUUUCCGGUCAGCGUCGCCAUCUGCUUUCUCGUCCUUCUCCAAUCUCCGUGUUGUCGAUCCCGGUGACGCGGCGGAGGUGUAGCCUGACGCGGGCUCUUACGUGUCGGCCAGAAUAAAAGUGGAGCUCCGGAGGUCCGGGAGUGACGAAGAGCGUCUGUAUCGUUUGAGCGUCCAUCGCUAGCGUAGCCAAUGAAGAUGGAGUCAGCAGCAGAGACCCAGCAGGCCGCAGACACUGCUGUGACCGACACAGAGAACCAGAUUACUCCCGCACAGAUUGCUACUUUGGCGCAGGUUUCCAUGACAACAGGACACACCUCUGCCACAGGCCCCACCGUAACUCUAGUGCAGCUUCCCAAUGGACAGACGGUUCAGGUUCAUGGCGUCAUCCAGGCGGCACAGCCUUCUGUCAUCCAAUCCCCGCAGGUCCAGGCAGUACAGAUCUCCACAAUAGCAGAAAGUGAAGACUCCCAGGAGUCUGUGGACAGUGUCACCGACUCUCAAAAGCGCAGAGAGAUUCUGUCACGGCGUCCGUCUUACAGGAAAAUCCUGAACGACCUUUCAUCCGAUGCACCGGCUGUCCCUCGUAUUGAGGAGGAAAAGGCGGAGGAGGACUCCUCUGCUGCAGCAGCUACACCUGCAAUAACCACGGUUACUGUGCCCACACCCAUCUACCAGACCAGCAGUGGGCAGUACAUUGCAAUUACUCAGGGCGGGGCUAUCCAGCUGGCCAAUAACGGCACAGAUGGAGUCCAAGGUCUUCAGACGCUCACCAUGACUAACGCAGCUGCCGCCCAGCCUGGAGCCACCAUCCUGCAGUACGCCCAGACCAGUGACGGCCAGCAGAUCCUGGUUCCCAGCAACCAGGUCGUGGUUCAAGCUGCCUCUGGUGACGUUCAAGCCUACCAAAUCCGCGCCGCCCCUGCCAGCACCAUCGCCCCCGGAGUCGUCAUGGCCUCCUCCCCUGCCCUCCCCACCCAGGGUGCCACAGAAGAGGUCACCAGAAAGCGAGAGGUCCGCCUCAUGAAAAACAGAGAGGCGGCACGGGAAUGUCGAAGGAAGAAGAAGGAGUACGUCAAAUGUUUGGAGAAUAGAGUGGCCGUGCUGGAGAACCAAAACAAGACGCUAAUUGAAGAACUGAAAGCACUAAAAGACCUUUACUGUCAUAAAUCGGAGUAAAUCCCCUUGAACUCUGAUCUGGUUUCAUUCACAUGGAAGGUUAACUCUCAUGAAAGUGCCAACUAAAUCUAAAUCUGAAACAAAAAAGAAAGUCAUCAUUACACCUCAGUCAUGUUAUCACUGCAGCAAAUCACUUCACUCUUCUCUAUAAAUCAUCUCUAACUCAAGAGCCAUCAGCCCAAAGGAGUUUUCUUUCUUCUUCACCCUCUUGUGUGUUUGGGUUACAAACCCAGCUGACAUUGGAAGGAAAAAAAGAAACCAGCCUGUGUUUCUUCUUUAAAGAAAAAGGAGCAGGAGGUAAGAAAACAACAUUUUUUAUUGAUGUUAUUGAGUCAAACGAAAGUCAAACAAAAAGACGUGGUUACAGUUUGUUUGUGAUGCUGUAGUUCUUUGGAGAUCUGUCAAAGUUGCCUCAAGUUUUCCAAAACGUGUGUUACUCACGUCGGUUAAAUUAAAGCAUUCUUACAAAAAUCAUUAAAAACUGUCUGAAAGUGAACCUCUUAGUGAAAUUAUCACAAGGAUAUUGGUGCCUAAGAAGCCACAAAUAUGUCAUCCUGUAAUGUCAAAAAAGAAAAAGACCCGUUCAGUUCCCGUUCUUCUUUUGCAUUGUAUGUCUUUUAGAUUAUUUUAAAUAUCUUUUUUUAGGUAAGCAAUAAUGUUCCAUCCAAGCAUCCCAGUGGUUGUGAUGGUUACCUGCACUUUAUUUUACUUCUUGAUUCUAAUAACAAGCGCUUCAACUGGAAAUCCACUUUCUCAGGUCUUGAGCCUGAUUUCGUUUUGAUUUUGUUUAAUCAAACCCUACUUCCAAAUGUUGAUCACUUCCAUUAAACAACAAAACUAUAAAAUUAUAGAAGCAAAGGCUUAUAAAAAUAGAAAUAAAUAAAUACAAAUCAACACUUGCCUUUAAUAUUACUGUAAUUGAAAAUGUUACAUUAUAUACAAUUGUUUUCUAAAUGUUGAUGCACAUUUGAUUUAAAGUGUUACAUUUCAGCAAAGAAUGUUGAGUUUUUAGUACAAAGUUGAAUUUAUUUUUUAAAUAAAUAUUUUUUUGUCACUGAUAAUAAUCAUAUGAUUUCAAGCAUUAGAACCAAAUUACAUUUUUCUGACUUCCGGUCUAAAUCUUCUCCCUUUAGUCAACUUAAAGCUCAUUUAAACAUUUUAUUAUUUAGCUAAGUGAAGCAAUAUGAUAUUCAAGUAAAACAUUUCUUUAUGAAAAACAAAAAUAAAUCAUAUUUCAUGUUUGAUUUGUUUUCAAUGGUUCAAGAGAAUCGAAGCGCACUUCUUUCUUACAAGAGGAAAAUGCAGAAACAAAUCCAGAAGAAAAGAUGAGUCUGUCAUUUCACAUGCUUUAUUUUAAUGACUCAUUUCUAUGGAAGUCUCUUUAACAAACAGUGUAGCGCUUUGAUUUGAGAGCGUUUCUGUUUUCAGGACUCAGAUGUUCUGCUUCGACUCAAAAGUGAAAUUAAACAUCUGCCUUUUAGAUGUAAAGAUUCUCUCUCAGAUAGCAUCCUCUCAGAUCUGAAUCAUCCUCCUUGUGUUUGAGCUUUAAAAACUUUUGGAUUCUAUGGGGGGUAAACCUGUGAAAAACUCUCAAACUGAAAGAUUGUUAGGUUUAUCUGCAGCAGCAGCCACACACUUCAAUACAAAUGAAUGUACAACUUAAUUAGCAACUUGCGUAGCAAAGAUUCAGCCGAUUUAAAGCUUUAGAGAAGCUGUUGCCUCCUGUGAAGGACACAGGGCUUUUCCAACUAUAGCAUCACUGCGUCCUGGCUUUAGCUCUUGUUUGCACAGAUGCACAAACCACAUCUAAUGGCUCAUCUUAAGAUCUUUUUGGCAAGUUAUUUGAAGCAAAAAUAAACAUUUAGUUCAAACCAGACACAGGGAGAGUUCAAGACCCACUCUGAUCAUUUUUUGAUCUAUUUGAAACAUGUUCCCAGUGGUCUUUUUAUCAUGAUGAUCCCAUGUUUAGACAAAAUCAAGAAACGUGUGUUGUUUGUCAUGACCUAGUUUCUGCAGUAUUUCAUAUGUGCUUCAUUUUAAGUGGUACUUUUUAUCGGCUCCUGAUUCACAACAAUUUGAAUUUAAAAAAGAUCCUCAGAAAUGCAGUUUUGAACUUAAUUUUCUUAGUAUAUGUCCCCCAUCAUCCGAAAAAUGCAGCAAAAACAUGUUAAAACUCACCUUUCAUUGUAGUGGGUCUUUAAAUGUAUCUAAACUAAGAGGAUGUUGUCUUUUUGAGAAUGUGACAGAAACACUACAAUAUUUCAAUGAAAGCUCUCAAACCAAAAACUACAGGCUUCAUUAAAACUGUGAUCUUUCCCAUGAAUCGUCACUUUUUUUGUGUUUUUUACUGUUUUGUUUGUUUGGAUAGAUUUGUACCCUAUAUUUACUGAUGUUUUAAUGUGUGUUCUGUUAAAAAAAAGGUUGAUUUUGCGUGACUGUGUGUGAAAAAAAUGUACAUUAUUUGUCUGUAUUUUAUAUGACUGUACAUAGACUCUACAGCAUGAGUAGGUCCCAUAUUUGGGUUUGAUAUGAAAGUGUUCCUAUGGAUUGUAUGAAACCACCUUUACAUAUUUGUAAUAUAAGUGUAUAAUUGUGUAUAUGUAUACACCUGGCCUGGCGUUGUCAUGGCAGCUAGUGAUGAAAAAGGUCUUUGUAUGCUUUGAGGCGCUGUUUUCUUUUAGGUCAGCAGGGUUUGUUUGUUUGUUUGUUUGUAAAGAUGAGACUUUUAACAGCAGUUGGCAUCCAGAAAAUGUAUUUGUUUUUAUGAUUUUAAGUGAUAAUUAUAUCAUAAACAUAAAAUAUAUAUUUUUUAUCCUUUUUCUAAAAAUAUAUAAUUUUUCUCCUUUUUGUUGUAUUUUGUUUGAGGCUUUUAAAGUUGUCUUGUUUACCUGCAGAGGUCAUGUGAUUUAUCUGUUUCAGAUCUUUCAAAUGCAUCUGACAUUGUUAUUACUACCAUCAUUAGCAUUAUGAUAAGAAGAAAUGAUUCCAAAUUAUUUACGGAAUUUAACACAUUUUAACUGAAAUUUAAAAAUGCCAAAAUCAAUCUUCUUAUUUUUGGUUAUUUAAGGCACUUUAAUUAAUUGUGUUAUUCAUAUUAACAUGUCUAUAAACCAGUUUUUCAUGACUGCUGAGAGAAAUCUCUUACAAAAUAAAAGCAAGAGUGUCUCAUUAGUUGUUUCAUAGGACAGACUAAAAUCUAUCAAAACUUUGUGCAUAUCUCACUUAAAGCACAUUACAUAGAGGAUAGAGGAUUUGUAAAAACAAACAAAAAAACAGUAAUAAGUCUGUGAUCAACUCUUUUGGUACUGGUGCCAUUACAUUAUGUGAGUUACUGAGAUGAAGUGUAUUCUUGGAGAGAAAAACAACCUUUUUACCCCGUGUGAGUUCCAUGUUCAGUGCUCGUGCCCAGAAAGAUUUAGUAAUAACCCUUUUUGAUGUUAGUUUGUAUUUGUAAGUUUGAUGUAAUGGCACAACGAGUUUUCCUAUAACGCAAACUGUGUUUUGUUUUGUUUUUUACUCCUGUGACAGAUUCUAGGGCCUAAACUUCUGCAUGUUACAGAUUUGCUCCAUGUGUGUAGAAAUAUUCACAUACAUUCAUAAACACGCACGAGUUUGAAAUGAGAUGAUACCAUUUUUUUCUAACUUUUAAUGUGAUCUGUUUAUAUUUUGUCACUUUUACAAGCUAUAUAAAUAAAUACCAUAUAUUGUAUAUUGACCUGUAGAGACGAGUUCGCCAAAUAAUGCAUUACUCUUAUUGUUUUUUGACAUUGUACUUUUAUGAAACUAUACCAGCUCAUUAUUUUUUAAGUUAAUCUGAUAAUGCAUAAAGUUUUGUAAACAUUUGCUAUGUUACAAUAAACUGAUCUUGGAGAUUGUACUGUGUUCUAUA
Messenger RNA from Oryzias melastigma (Indian medaka), 5113 nucleotides. It is a transcript of the gene creb1b, whose product is annotated as cAMP responsive element binding protein 1b. Gene Ontology annotation, cellular component: ATF4-CREB1 transcription factor complex; nucleus. Gene Ontology annotation, molecular function: cAMP response element binding; DNA-binding transcription factor activity, RNA polymerase II-specific; protein binding. The record is from RefSeq and is a predicted model, not a curated record. The transcript has 8 exons. NCBI's taxonomy places the organism in Eukaryota, Metazoa, Chordata, Actinopteri, Beloniformes, Adrianichthyidae. Gene Ontology annotation, biological process: regulation of transcription by RNA polymerase II. Bases 238 to 1224 code for a protein of 328 amino acids.